Colletotrichum karsti is the source of this 1335-nucleotide messenger RNA. RefSeq lists its product as uncharacterized. The transcript has 2 exons. Lineage: Eukaryota; Fungi; Ascomycota; Sordariomycetes; Glomerellales; Glomerellaceae. Bases 1 to 1335 code for a protein of 444 amino acids. The record is from RefSeq and is a predicted model, not a curated record.
AUGUCAGCCUCACAUACCAGCAAACAUCCAAGAAAGGAUCUCAAACGACAAGAUAUUGGCGACUUCAAACCCGAACGCAUCGAUCUCUCAUGGGAUAUCGCCGAACAUCUGCUUCACGACAACUUCUUCCUGCAUCAUUACGCCUCACUCACAUCCUAUAUCAAGAACUUCGUCGAGCACGUUUUCAAACCUGGAGGAUCUCCCAUACAGGGCUCAGUAUGGCCGUCGGCGGGCGAGAACAACAUCCAUUUGGAGAGCAUCGUCAGCGAAAUCGCCCGUCCAGACCCGUACGACCAAAACCCGUGGGACGACCUGAUGAAAUGCAGAGCAAAGCGCUCUUGCGUCAUGCGAGCCGUUCUCAUGAGAAUCUUCACCGACCAGGUCUUCUCUCAGCUUCUCUUCGGGGCGGACCAGAAGCAGAAGGAGAUGCUCCAUCAUCAAGACAAGCAGUUCAUGAAGGACGACGGCUUCAGACGAACGAAGAUGCGAUCAACGACUGUGCAGAUGAUGCUCGGCCACACCUACGGAAUCCCGCCGUGUUUCUGGUCCGAGGUGGACAAGCUGGCGCUGAAGGUGUUGAUCCUCGUCCUUCCCGUGCUGAACUGGACCAGAAAGACAUGGCCGUCCGGCGAAGAACUUAUCGACGUCAAGGACGUCUACCAGAGCAUACACAGCUGCGUAGCAUACGCCGCCUGGUUCGCAGUACAAGCCCGACGUUCGCCCUCUAUGCUCAAGUUCACAUGGCUCUCGCCCGGCGACCGUUACCUCCCAGAUCAGAUCGAACUCUGCGAGAAGCUGUACCAGUCGCGGCGCAAAAUCGUCGAGAGAGAGUAUGAUGAAGCGCUCAGCAGUAGGAUUUCCGUCUCGGCAGGAUCAGCACCCCCGGGUCUGCCGCCCAACAGGGUCGCGAGGGUCAUGAUCUCCGUGGUACCCCGUUUGGAGAAGCUCGAUAUCACGGUCGCCCCGGACAUUGGGGCGGCGGUCGGUCACACGGUGAAUACCCUGGCAGACCACCGAGUAGUCUAUUACCACGGGCUCCAAGGCGAAUCUGACGAUCAACUGCUCUUCAGGAGCUCGUUGGCGGAACACUCGCUGAGCUUGAGACCGAGACGACUGUUCAGCCCUGGUGCCUUCUUGCGCGGCAGCAGGAGACACGCCUUUCGGUAUAUGAUGUUCGUUGCGGAAAUUCUCUGUUAUUGUUUUGUGGUGGUGUGUAUUUUGCAAUUCUUGAGAGAAACUGGCGAGACCACCACCAAGACUUUUCCGCCUAAAGAGAAAAACAGUGAUUCAGAUGUUCGGACUUCGCCGGCGCAGUUCUGGGCGUUUCCAUCAUAG